AUGGGGAAUUGUAUUGCAGGUCACUCAAGCAUCAACAUGCUGAAACGGUUGAUGGUUAAUAUUGAGGCAUUCAGCACAAUACGAGCAGCGUAUUCCAGCCCUAGUGCAUUUGAUGUUCACCCUACGUCCCGCCACAAAGAGCAAGACCCUAUCCUUGAUCAACUAAAGGCGAUGUGGUUUUGCUUGAAGGAGAACGUUAUCUCUGAUGAUGCCAGUGAUGAUGUCAUACAUAAGAUGACCAAAGAGGGAAAUUGUGAGGGUAAUGUUCAACAGUCACUGAUUGAUGUUUAUUCGAAAGGCAAAUUGAAAGUAAAGCAACAGUUUUCUCGAAUGUUGUAUGAAAAAUUUAAUGUAUGUGUUUCUGAACAGUCUGAUAACGAAAGCAUUGACAGUGCAUGA
Messenger RNA from Paramuricea clavata, 399 nucleotides. NCBI's taxonomy places the organism in Eukaryota, Metazoa, Cnidaria, Anthozoa, Malacalcyonacea, Plexauridae. The record is from the annotation of a GenBank genome assembly.